This is a messenger RNA of Fusarium verticillioides 7600, 1297 nucleotides long. RefSeq lists its product as hypothetical. The coding region runs from base 359 to 1297 and encodes 312 amino acids. Gene Ontology annotation, biological process: transmembrane transport. Lineage: Eukaryota; Fungi; Ascomycota; Sordariomycetes; Hypocreales; Nectriaceae. Gene Ontology annotation, molecular function: transmembrane transporter activity. The record is from RefSeq and is a predicted model, not a curated record. Gene Ontology annotation, cellular component: plasma membrane. The transcript is spliced from 4 exons.
GAUCAGUUGGGAACAAAGUUGCAAAAUACGGUUCCGCAUCCGAUUGCACUCCUUGAUGGUGAAAUCUUGGCCUCCCAAGAUUAUUGGCUGAUGACUGUGACCAGGUCGACUGCAAGAAAAGGAUCACAGCGUCUAGACACUAUUAUUGAGCCUAUUGUGGAACGACUGUUAGUGGGGUCGACUGCAGGAGGCAAACAGACUUCAGCGGCGUAUGUAAGAGAUACAUGGUUCUUCGUUAUCUUAAGGUCGGGUUUGACAUACCAUGACACUAGAGCAAUUCAAGCUUAUCAGAGACUUAAGCCCUUCCUUGCAUGUCCAGUAAACCUAAGGCUUUGCACUACUGAUCACCAGCAUCGCAAUGGCAGUUCUCAAGGAUUUGGAGGCUAACCAAGGGUUCCAUUUAUCCGAACACGCCAGAAACAACACGGAAAAUGGAGAAAGUGCCAGUGUUUCGACUACCAAGAACGCAAAGGCUGGUGUGUUUUCGACGUGGUAUAGGAGAUUGCUUGACGCUGGUGUCGAGGAGAAUGGGGUUCGGCCAGUGCCCAUCGAGGAAAGAACCCAAACUCAGCACAGCAACCUUUUCACUGUGUUCUUCACAUGUCUGUUGUGUAUUCUGCCGUUGCCAACUGGUGCUCUCGGCACGGCUGUAUACGGACUGGGGUUGCGAGAUGUGUCGUUGAUAAUUAUCUUUUUCAACAUUGUAACAUGCAUCCCCCCAGCUGUUAUAAGUAUCGGAGGAUGCAAGACCGGGAUGAGACAAAUGAUACAGGCUCGAUAUUCCUUCGGGCUGUAUCUUGGAAUCAUUCCCAUCCUGCUCAAUGCUGGAACGGUAACAGGGUUUACGCUCGUGGGAUCGAUCGUGAGCGGACAGGCCAUCGCAGCUGUGAACGGGAAGGCCGACAUAAGUGUGAACGUAGGCAUCGGCAUCGUUUGCACUCUCAGCUUUUGUCUCGCGUUCCUAGGAUAUCGAGCAGUCCACGUCUGGCAACGGUGGCAAUGGUUACCGAACCUGGUUGCCAUUGUCAUUGCCGUCGGCUGUGGCGGGAAGCAUCUGAUGAACCAGGCUGACCAUGACCCGGCAUCUGUGAAAAGUGUCAUCGGAUAUGGAAGUCUAAUGGCAGGAUAUUUCAUGACAUUUGGCGGUACUGUCUCCGAUUUCACCGUCUAUCACGACCCCAAGUCAUCCAAGCUCAAGGUCUUUACGUACGUGUAUCUGGGCUUGAUCGCUCCAUCGACGCCUCUGCUCAUUCUUGGAGCUGCCAUUGGUGGAGCUCUUCCUAAUGUCGAAUCAUGA